CUAACCGUGUUUCUUUGCCAGCCAGAACUUUCACAACCUCAACACUCACGUUCAAGUAAUAGACUCACUCGCAAUAACUAUGGCCAACUUCGUCUCGUCGCCAGGACGAAUUCCUUCUGAUGCUGCUCAUCUUCUCCAUUCAUCGCAGCCCGCUUCAUCGAUAGGCAGAGAAGCAUUCACACCACAAAGUUCACAGCCACUUCUCUUCUCAGAAUCCCAAGGCCCAUCCAUAUCCACAGUGCCACCCUCGGCAAGUGUUGCUGGCCACAGAAGGCAGAUUGCUGUACCCAAAGUCGUUGAUGUCACAGGUGAAAAAGUCAGAGAAAGCUUCGAGCUGUUUAUCGAAGAGUUCGUGGAUCCGGAAAUUGACGAUAUGUCUGCUCCAGACGCUGGUCAAUGGGAUGGCCGUGUAUACUUGGCCCAGAUCGAGACCAUGAAGUCGCUCGAAAUCUCGACGUUGUAUGUCAACUAUCAGCACUUGGUGGGCCAGGAAAACGGGGUGUUGGCUACAGCUAUUUUGGAACAAUAUUACCGUUUCUAUCCAUUUUUGCUCAAAGGAUUGAGGCAUUUAUUGAAGAAAUACGCGCCAGCUCUACUCCACACGUCUCUUGUUGGUCAGAAUGCUGAAGAUGACGACUCGUCUCACAAGCCUGGCUUCUCUGAAUCGUCUUCUUCCACUGGAGCACCUGGCCAGUCCAACGAAAGAGUGUUCCAGAUAUCUUUCUUCAAUUUACCUACUAUCAAUCGUAUCAGAGACAUCCGAACGGCCAAGAUCGGAUCGUUGAUGCUGAUUUCUGGUACUGUGACCAGAACUUCCGAAGUCAGACCAGAAUUGUUCCGAGCCUCCUUCACUUGUGACAUGUGUUCAGCCGUCAUUGAAGGUGUCGAGCAGGUGUUCAAGUAUACCGAGCCUACUUCGUGCCCUUCUUGUGAAAACCAGUCGUAUUUCACACUUAACGUCUCCAAGUCGCAAUUUAUCGAUUGGCAAAGAGUUAGAAUUCAAGAAAACUCCAAUGAAAUACCAACUGGUUCCAUGCCUCGUACGCUUGAUGUCAUAUUAAGAGGGGAAACUGUCGAAAGAGCAAAACCCGGAGACAAAUGUAAGUUCACCGGUACCGAAAUCGUGAUUCCCGAUGUAUCUCAAUUGGGAUUACCUGGUAUUAAGCCGCAAUCGGUCAGGGAUAACCGAGGUGUAGUUUCGUCAGAAUUGAGCUCAGCUAUUUCUGGUUUGAAGUCCCUCGGGGUUAGGGACCUCACUUAUAAGCUUGCCUUCCAUGCCUGUCAUGUGUCGUCUUUGGUGAACAAGUCUAACAGUAAUGGUGAAGAGCAAGACUCAACCGAGGUAGACUAUCAGGGCUCCAACGACCAGGAGAUCUUUUUGACCUCGUUGAGCGACUCAGAAGUGUCUCAAUUAAAGGAAAUGGUAAAGGACGAGCAUGUAUACAACAAGUUGGUGCAAUCGAUAGCUCCAGCUGUUUUUGGACACGAAGUAGUCAAGAAGGGUAUAUUGUUGCAGAUGCUCGGAGGUGUUCACAAGCAAACCAUUGAUGGAAUCAACUUGAGAGGUGAUAUCAAUAUUUGUAUUGUUGGUGACCCUUCCACUUCCAAGUCCCAGUUCUUGAAGUAUGUAUGUGGUUUCUCUCCCAGAGCUAUCUAUACUUCAGGUAAAGCCUCUUCUGCAGCAGGUUUGACAGCUGCAGUAGUCAGAGACGAAGAAACAGGUGAAUACACUAUCGAAGCUGGUGCCUUGAUGUUGGCUGACAAUGGUAUCUGUGCCAUUGACGAGUUUGACAAGAUGGACAUUUCUGAUCAAGUCGCUAUUCACGAAGCUAUGGAACAACAAACCAUCUCCAUCGCCAAAGCUGGUAUUCACGCUACUUUGAAUGCCAGAACCUCCAUAUUGGCUGCAGCAAACCCUAUUGGAGGUAGAUACAACAGAAAGUUGGGUUUAAGAUCCAAUUUGAACAUGACUGCUCCUAUCAUGUCUAGAUUUGACUUGUUCUUCGUUAUAUUGGACGAUUGCAAUGAAAGAAUUGAUACACAAUUGGCUUCCCAUAUUGUGGAUUUGCACAUGUUGAGAGACGAAGCCAUCGACCCUCCAUACUCUGCUGAACAGUUAGCCAGAUACAUAAAGUACGCCAAAACGUUCAAGCCAAAGAUGACAAAGGAAGCUAGAGAUUUCUUGGUCACCAGAUAUAAAGAAUUAAGAGACGACGAUGCUCAGGGUCUUGGUAGAUCAUCCUACAGAAUCACUGUCAGACAGUUGGAGUCGAUGAUCAGAUUGUCAGAAGCUAUAGCCAGAGCUAACUGUACCGAAGAAAUCACUCCAAGUUUUGUUGCAGAAGCAUACGACUUGUUGAAACAAUCCAUUAUCCGUGUUGAAAUGGACGACAUUGAAAUGGAAGAAGACAAUGAAGCUGUUAACGACGAUGAUGAGAAUGAUGGCUCGGCAUCCAACGAUAAUGACAAUAACAUUGAGCCUUUGCAAGAAGAUGGAGCACCAGCUCAGCUUCAGGAUACCCCAAGACCAAAGAAGGAAAAGGUAUCCAUUGGCUACGACAAGUACGUUUCAAUGAUGAACUUGUUGGUGAAGAGGGUUUCUGACGACGACAGCGCUGGUGGAGAAGGACUUGGAGCUGAAGAGCUUGUAAACUGGUAUUUGACUCAGAAGGAGAACGAAAUUGCUACGGAACAAGAAUACUACAAGGAAAGAAAGAUGGCCUACAAGGUUUUGAAGAGAUUGGUUAAGGAUAGAAUCUUGAUGAGUGUCAUCAACAACGAAAGUCUGUUACCAGAUGAAGAAGGUGCGUCGGAGCGUGUAGACAAAACCAUCUACAUAUUGCACCCCAACUGUGCUAUUCUCGAUUUCUUUGAUCAAACGAGAAGCACCGAGGGUGAUCAGGAAGUAGACGACACUGCCGAAAUCUAGGUUGGUGGAGCUUUAAUGUUGUAUAUUAGUGAUUAGAUAGUUCUAUUCUUUAUAAUGAAUAUUGUAUAUUAGUUAAUAUAUUUGCAAAUAUGUAUGUGUUU
Messenger RNA from Scheffersomyces stipitis CBS 6054, 3030 nucleotides. RefSeq names its product MCM DNA helicase complex subunit (gene MCM6). Gene Ontology annotation, cellular component: MCM complex; nucleus. NCBI's taxonomy places the organism in Eukaryota, Fungi, Ascomycota, Pichiomycetes, Serinales, Debaryomycetaceae. Bases 80 to 2929 code for a protein of 949 amino acids. Gene Ontology annotation, biological process: double-strand break repair via break-induced replication; mitotic DNA replication; DNA replication initiation. Gene Ontology annotation, molecular function: ATP binding; single-stranded 3'-5' DNA helicase activity; single-stranded DNA binding. The record is from RefSeq and is a predicted model, not a curated record. The transcript has a single exon.